AUGGAGGCCAUUCGCGCCUCGUCCUCCCUCGCCGCCCGUCAUCCCCUCUGCUACACGCCGCGGCCGCUUCUGCCGUCGUCGCACCGCGUCGCGCCGAGCAGCCACGUCGCCUCCGCGCUGCCGCUCGCCUGCCAUCCGCACUCACGCGUCGCACCCACCCUCUCCGCCGCUGUCCGAGCGCAACGCCCGUCGCGAUGCCUCUCGUCUCUGGGCCGCGCCGAUCCACGUCCAGUCGCUCUGAUAGCCACCCCGGCCGGCUCCAGGCAGAGAGUGACAAUAGCGGGGGCCGUGGUGGCGGCGACGGCGGAGGCGGGGUCUGCUGAGAGCGAGGGCGACCGUGCGAUGGGUGCGCUGGUGGAGGCGGAGGGUGGCACCGCGCACGGGAGGGGGCGUAGCGAGAGCAGCGAGGGCAGCGACGGCUGGGAGGGCAGCGACGGCGGUGAGGGCAACGACGAGGGUGAGGGCGGGCUGUCGCGGAAGGAAUUGCGGAAGCGGCGGCAGGAGCGACGAUUGCGGCUGAUGGAGCCCGAGGCGGUGCAGCAGCGGAGGCGGCAGCAGGAGGAGCGCGUGAUGGCCGCCAUGGCACCGCUCAGGAAGCGCCCCGCCAACCCCGGCGGGCGCCGCAAGAAGCCGGCGCUGGAGGGAGGAGGUGACGCGGGGAAGGUGGAGGGGGCAGCUGGGGAGGCGGGAGGGGAGGAGAGAAAGGCGGAAGGAGUGGGUGGUGGUGCAGGCGAUGGGGGAGCUGAAGGGGGGGUGUUGGCAGGAGAGGUGGCAGUGGGUGGUGGAGAGGGGCAAGUGAUUGAGGCGAAGGGAAGCAUGGGCGAUGCAAUGGGGUCUGAGCAGCAGCAGGUGGAGGUGGGCGAUGCAGUGGAGGCGAUGAGGGUGCGCGGCGUGCAGUGGUGGAAGGUGGGCACGUUCCGCGGGGGCGAGUUCGAGGCGCAGCAGCAGAUCUCCGCCCUCGUGGCCCAAUACUGCCCGGGCGAGGCGUGUGAGAUAUUCGUGCCGGCCAUCCGCUCGCCACAGCACGCCAGCAUAAUGCGCCGGGCAGCGGCGGCCAUGGAGGAGGGCGGCCCCCCGCCACCCCCGGGGGCGGGCAUGCAGCGCAUCGAGCCGUGUGUGCUCUACGUGCGCUGCACCAUGUCCUCCGCGCUCUACAAGCAGGUGGUGGCUCUGGAGCGAGUGAGAGGCUUCGUAGGGGAGGUGGUGGGCAAGGGCAAGUACGGCAACAUGCUGCCGCGUGCCAUCCCGCUGGUGGAGCUGGCGGCCGUGGUGGAGCUCGUGAGGGGCAAGCAGGCCGAGGCUGACCGCCACGCACACGAGGCAGAGAGGCUCGCUGCUGCUGCACAGGCGGGGAAGAAGGGUGCAGGUGGGGCUGACACGCAGGAGGAGGAGGGGCAGUUGGAUGGUGAGGGCGAGGGGGGAGAAGCAGCGGGAGUGGUGAGCAAGGGGGCACGCAUGCGGUCGGCAGGUGUGGCGGGCGAGAUGGGAAGCCGUGCUACUCGUGGUGUUGCCGGUGCUGAUUAUGACGACGGUGAUGACGCCGAUGCUGCUGGUGCCUCUUUUAUCGCCGGCAGUGGUGGCGCUGCCUCUGGCGUGAGUUCACGGCAUGAUGACCCCAGGGCGAGCAGCAGCGGCCAUGGCAGAGGCAGAGGAAUGAGCAGUAAGGGCAGAGGCAGAUGGAGCAGAGGAGGAAGUUCAGGGAGGGAGAGCAGCGGGGAUGAGGGUUGGGGCAGCCAAGAGAGUGAGGAGGGGUGGACAUACAGUGGCAGUGGCAGUGGUGGUGGCCGUGGUGGUGGCAGUGGAAGUAGGGACACGUGGAGCAGGCGGGGGCAGAUGGAGGAGAGGCCUGCAGGGGGCGGGCAGGGCAGGGAGUCACGUGGUGGUGGCGGGAGGGGCGGGCGACAGACAUGGCGGCGAAGGGUGGAUGAGCGCGAGGAAGGGGAAGGGCGGGUGGGAGGGCCUUUUGAGGGGUUCAAGGACAGCAGCAGGUGA
Closterium sp. NIES-65 is the source of this 1992-nucleotide messenger RNA. The record is from the annotation of a GenBank genome assembly. NCBI's taxonomy places the organism in Eukaryota, Viridiplantae, Streptophyta, Zygnematophyceae, Desmidiales, Closteriaceae.